AUGAAGCGCAAAAUGAGCUCUACUUCUCCUCUGAGGAUUCUUCUUCUGGGUAAAAGCGUGUCUGAGAACAGCCGUGUGGGAAACUUGAUCUUGGGUCGAUCAGCGUUUGACAGUGAAGCUCCUCCAGAUGUUGUGGAGAGAGUCGGAGGAAGACUGAAGUACAGACACGUGACGCUCAUCAACAGUCCUCAGCUGCUCCACACACACAUCUCAGAUGAUCAGAUCACACAGACGGUCAGAGAGUGCGUGAGUCUGUCUGAUCCAGGACCUCAUGUGGUGCUUCUGCUCCUCCAACAUCAGCAGUGUUCAGCAGAAGAUCAAGAGCGUGUGGAGAAGCUGCAGGACUCUUUCUCUGAGCGCCUUCUUCAACGCACCCUGGUGCUCAGCACACAAGAGCCCACUGAACCCAAUCAGAUCCUGCAGAAGAUCAUCCAGAAGUGCUCCAACAGACACGUCAGUCUUCAGACAAGCAGCUCUGCUGAUCAUCUUCUGCAGGCCUUUGAGGACAUCGAGCGGAGCAAUGAGGGACGACACCUGAUUACACCAGCUCCAUCUGGAGAAUCACUGAGAGAACAGUUUAAUGAGAGACUGAGAGAAGAGAGGGAGAGGAUGGAGAAAAAGAUGAAAAAGAAACAAGAAGAAAGACUGACAAGAGAGGAAGUGAAGAAAAACAAGGAGAAACUGAAAUCUAAACUUCAUGAGAGAGACCAAAGUUCAGUUAUAAAUCCAACAAUGGGUUUGAAUGUGGUCCUGCUGGGAAAAACAGGAGCUGGGAAAAGUUCAUCAGGAAACACAAUCCUGGGUCGACGAGCUUUCAGCUCAAAGAAAACCACCAAACUAGUCAGACGAGAUGUCACUGUGGAGUCUGGAGAUGUUUUUGGGUUUCCAGUCAACGUUUAUGACACACCAGGAUUCUUCAACACAGUAAUGAGUGAUGAAGAGAUUCAGCAGAUGAUCAAUGAGAAGGUCCUCCAGAAAUGUUCAUCAGGUCUGUGUGUGUUUCUGCUGGUCAUCAAAGCUGACAGAUUCACUGAAGAAGAGAGAAAGACUGUGGAGAAGAUUGAGAAGAUCCUGGGAGAAAACAACAAGAAAAACACCUGGAUUCUGUUCACCAGAGGAGACGAACUGGAGGAAGAAAACACGACGAUACAGGAGUUCAUAGAGGAGACUGAAGAACUGAAGACACUCGUGCAGAAAUAUGAGCACAGAUACCAUCUGUUCAACAACAUAAAAGAGGAAGAGGAGGGGACGAGUGAACAAGUGAAAAUACUGAUCACAAAAAUACAGAAGAAUUAUCUUGACACAAUUGCAGGAGAAGAGAAUCAGGAGCUGAAUCCACCGAGGAGAAAAAUAACCCAACAUAUUGAGCCAUUCUCUCGUGUCUCCAGCUCUUUCUCCAGACGGAUUGUUCUUGUGGGUAAAUCUGGUGUUGGUAAAAGUGCAUCUGCAAACACAAUCCUGGGACAGAAAGAGUUUACAUCUGUGAGUAGGAUGUGUUCAGUAACCAGUGAAUGUUCAGCAGCUGAGACCACAGUUUCAGUCAGAUCUGUGUCUGUAGUCGACACUCCUGGAUUAUUCGACACACAGAUGAAGCCUGAAGAGUUAAUGAUGGAGAUCGCCAGAUGUGUGUAUAUCUCCAGUCCUGGACCUCACGCUUUCCUCAUUGUGUUCAGAAUUGAUGACAGAUUCACUGAACGUGAGCAGCAGAUUCCUCAGCAGAUUGAGCUGAUGUUUGGUGAAGAAGUGUUGAAAUACUCCAUCAUUCUCUUCACUCAUGGAGAUCUGCUGGAUGGAGAGUCUGUAAAGAAGCUGAUAGAGAAGUACAGAAGAUUAAAAUCUCUAGUAGAUCAGUGUGGAGGCAGAUAUCAUGUGUUCAACAACAGAGAUGUGAAUAACAGAGAGCAGGUGGAGGAUCUACUGCAGAAGAUUGACUCAAUGAUACAGCAGAAUGGAGGAGGACACUACGCUAACCAGAUGUAUGAAGAUGCUCUGAGAUUCAGACAAGAGGAAGAAGAGCAGAGACAGAGAGAAGAAGAGGAGAGAAAACUACAAGAGGAGAAACAAAGACAAGAGGAGAUGGAGAGAGUGAGAAAUGAGACUGAGAAGAGGCGUAGAAGUGAAGAUCAAGGGAGAAAACAAGAGAAGAAACAAAGGCAAGACUGUGUGUGUAGUUAAACGUCUUUUGAUUUUUUUGACACAAUGAAUAUAUGAAUAACAGAAAGCAGGUGGAGGAUCUACUGCAGAAGACUGAGUCUAUUACAGAGGACUUAAAGCGACUCCCCCUCAGAUUCAUCUAUACACAUUUAAAACACUCAUUAAUAUGUUACUUGUAGUUGGUGCAAUAGCCUAGUGGUUAGCGCGCCGACAUAUGGUGCAAUAGCACGUCAGGGCAUCGUAAGUUCGAAUUCUGGCUUGAUGACAUUUCCCUACCCUACCCCCUCUCUCUCUCUCCCACUUCGC
Messenger RNA from Danio rerio (zebrafish), 2460 nucleotides. Lineage: Eukaryota; Metazoa; Chordata; Actinopteri; Cypriniformes; Danionidae. The record is from RefSeq and is a predicted model, not a curated record.